AGUGAAGGUGUUGCUGGUGGGGUUGCAUCCCCCUCUGGAGAUCCUUUGGAGAGGGAUGUGGGGCUCACAGAUGUGAGGGAGAGUGAGGAGAAGGAGCUGGAUCCCCCAAUCCCACAGCAGGAAGAGGAUUCCCAAGCCCCAGAAAGAAAAAGAGGGAAGAAACAGGAGAAAAACAAUCAGGAAAAGGGAUUGAAGAGAAAAGGAGGGAAGAAACAUGAGGAAAAUGAGCAGGAAACGAGACUGAAGAGAAAAAGAGGGAGGAAGGAUAAAUUUGAGGAUAUGAUGGAUGGCAUUGAGGAGGAGGAGGAGGGGGAUAAAGGCAGGAAUUGGGAAGGGGGACAGGGAAGAGCCAAAAAACAGAGAAGCAACAGCAGCCAGGGAUGGGAGGAUGGGAAAAAAAAGUGGGAGAAGGGGAAAGCAAAGAAGCACAGCAGGGAGAAAGUGGAGGGGGUGGAAAAAGUGGGGAAGAGGAAAAUGAAGGAAAAAUUGCUGGAAGAGGAGCAAGAGAUGGAGAAAGAUGAGGAGGGAGAGAAAGAAGUAGGAGGUGAGGAGGAGGAGAGGAUGGGAAAGGGAAGUGGAAAUGGAAGAAGAAUUGUGAAGGAGGAGGAGGUGGAUGGGAAAGGGGAGGAAGGAUUGGGAGAGGCUAGGAGUGCAGGGAUGUGGCAGGAGGUGAAGGAGGACAAGGAUGAAGGGAAGGGAGGUAUUCCAGUGAAAAUGAGGGAAAAAAAGAACAAGAAGAAGCCAGAGGGGGAAACAAAAGAGAUGGAGAAGAAGAGUGAAGAGGAGGAAACCCCAGGGAAAACUGGGAAAAGGAAAUCUAAGGAAGGAGAAGAAAAGAAAGAGGAAGAAAAGAACAAUAAAAAGACAAAAAAACAGAAGGAAGAAGAAAAAGAGGCGGAAAACAAAUGGAAAUGGUGGGAAGAGGAGAAGAAGGAAGAUGGAGUCAAAUGGAUGCAGCUGGAGCACCGAGGGCCGUACUUUGUGCCCCCCUACGAGCCCCUGCCCAAGGAUGUGCAGUUUUAUUACGAUGGAAAACCCUUGAAGCUGAGCCUGGCCACGGAGGAGAUCGCCACGUUUUAUGCCAAAAUGUUGGAUCACGAGUACACCACCAAGGAGAUCUUCCAGAACAACUUCUUCCAUGACUGGAGGAAGGAAAUGACCUCAGAGGAGCAAGAGAUAAUCAAGGACCUGGACAAAUGUGACUUUGGAGAGAUCCACAAAUAUUUUGUGGACAAAAAUGAGGCCAGGAAAGCGCUUCCCAAGGAGGAGAAGCAGAAGCUGAAGGAGGAGGCAGAUAAGAUCCAGGAGGAAUAUGGAUACUGCAUCCUGGAUGGGCACCGGGAGAAGAUUGGCAACUUCAAAACUGAACCUCCAGGGCUCUUCCGUGGCCGUGGGGAGCACCCCAAAAUGGGGAUGCUGAAGAAGAGGAUCAUGCCAGAAGAUGUCAUCAUCAACUGCAGCAAGGAUUCCAAGAUUCCCGAGCCCCCAGAAGGCCACAAGUGGAAGGAGGUGCGCUUUGACAACACAGUCACCUGGCUGGCCUCGUGGACAGAGAACAUCCAGAACACCUUGAAGUACAUCAUGCUGAAUCCCAGCUCCAAGCUGAAGGGGGAGAAGGAUUGGCAGAAAUAUGAGGUAGCUCGGCGCCUAAAGGAUGUUGUCCAAACAAUCCGGGCUCAGUACAGAAAAGACUGGAAAUCCAAGGAGAUAAAGAAGAGGCAAAGAGCAGUGGCCCUCUACUUCAUUGAUAAGCUGGCCCUGCGAGCUGGGAAUGAGAAGGAGGAAGGGGAGACUGCGGACACGGUCGGCUGCUGCUCCCUGCGUGUGGAGCACAUCCAGCUGCACCCCCAGCUGGAUGGGCAGGAGCAUGUGGUGGAAUUUGACUUCCUUGGGAAAGACUCCAUCCGUUACUACAACAAAGUGUCUGUGGAGAAGCCGGUGUUCAAGAACCUGCAGCUGUUCAUGAAGAACAAGGACCCCAGCGAUGACCUCUUUGACCACCUCAAUACAACCUUCUUGAACAAACACCUCCAGGACCUCAUGGAUGGUUUGACGGCCAAAGUCUUCAGGACCUACAACGCUUCCAUCACCCUGCAGGAGCAGCUCAAGGCCCUCACCAACCCUGAAGACAACGUUGCAGGAAAGCUCCUGUCCUACAACCGAGCCAACAGGGCUGUGGCCAUCCUCUGCAACCAUCAGAGGUCUAUACCAAAAACCUUUGCCAGGUCCAUGCAAGUCCUCCAGGAAAAGAUCGACGCCAAGAAGAAACAAGUGGAGGAAGCCCAGGAAGAAGUGAAAAAAGCUGAAGAUGAGUUUAAGGACACAAAAGAUGCCAAAGCAGAAGUCUACGUGGAGAAGAAGAAGAAGCUGUUAAAGAGGCUGGAGGAGCAGUUGGCCAAGAUGAACAUCCAGGCCACGGACAAGGAGGAGAACAAGCAAAUAGCUCUGGGCACAUCCAAGCUGAAUUACCUGGAUCCCAGGAUUACUGUGGCUUGGUGCAAGAAGUUCGGGAUUCCCAUCGAGAGGAUCUACAACAAGACCCAGAGGGAGAAGUUUGCCUGGGCCAUUGACAUGACUGGCGAGGACUUUGAAUUCUGAGCCGGUGCCUUCCACGUUAAAUCCCAAAUCCUGCUCAUUUGGUGCUGUUGGGAAGCUUUUUUUUUUUUUUUUUUUUAUUUGCUGCUGCUGGUGGCUGAGGGUUAUCUGAGUUUGGUGCCUUUUUUUUUUUGGAUGGAAAAGCAAGCACCUGGAUUUCCAGUUGAAGCAGGUAUUGCUGAUUGGGAUUUUGGACUUUGGGAACUCUUAAUUCCUCUUCAGAGUUGCCAGGUACUUGGCCUUCCUCUGGAGUCCUGGAAGGAGAUUAAAAAAGAGCCUUAAUUGUGCUGAUCAACAAAAUCAGGUCUAAUGCUGUCUCCUUGGUGUGGUGGAGCUGUGCUGCCCUUUCCAGACUGAGUGGGAUGGAUGGGGAAACAGGAGGUGAUGACAGCAAGAAAACAGGAACUGCAAUAUAUAACCCAGGAUUGGGUUAGGGAUGCCCUGGGGGCAAAGGAAAAAUCUCAAGGUUUUACAUUUCCAGGGACUUUGUGCUCUUUUACCUCCAGGAGAGGAGAAAGUUGUGCAAUUGCAGGGAUAUUAAAUGAAAAAACAUGGGAGGGAAUUUGUGUCGUGUCAGGAGAAGGUAGAAGGGAAGAUGUUGGAUUUAAAAGCAGUUUCACAUUGCAGGGGGUUAAAAUUCACCUUGGCCAUGAACAAAGUGCAUUUUAAGCACCCCCAUGUGGGUAAAGUUUUGUCUGGGAGAACGCAUCUCACCUGAGGCCACGUUAAUUUCCUGAUUUUCUUCACUUGGCUCUGGCUCAGCUCCUGUAUCCAGAGCAGGAACUGAACUGUCCAGACAGUGGCUUAGGAAAUGGGGA
Molecule: messenger RNA, 3413 nt
Organism: Haemorhous mexicanus (house finch)
Lineage: Eukaryota; Metazoa; Chordata; Aves; Passeriformes; Fringillidae
Gene: TOP1MT
Product: DNA topoisomerase I mitochondrial
Exons: 14
Coding region: 280-2598 (772 amino acids)
Biological process (GO): DNA replication; DNA topological change
Cellular component (GO): mitochondrial nucleoid; chromosome
Molecular function (GO): DNA topoisomerase type I (single strand cut, ATP-independent) activity; DNA binding
Source: RefSeq, a predicted model, not a curated record